GCUAUGAGCAUUGUGAAGCAGCACACUUUAUUUCUGGUUGUCCUCAGAAGGCCUCGUUCGUUCGAGGUUCUUGCGAGCUGUUGAGUUCAGUUAAUGUCAUCUCUCUGACUCAGUGCCAUAGAAGCGUGGAGAGGGAAAACAAAGUUUGUGAUUCACUUUUGGUCAGUGAUCCAAUUUCAGGUUGAGCGAAUUCUCAUGAUUUUUCCCUUCAGUUGGACUGAGUACAACUUUCGGAAGAUCUCAUCGAUAAAUUCUGCCAGAUGAAGAUGAUUGUGAACUUGGUUAAAGGUGUUCUCUUUUAAGACUCUUGCAUCUCUACCCGUGGCUGUGCUUAAAAAACUGUUUGUAGAGCUUCUCGCGAUCAGCUAUUCAAGGAAUGGAUGAAUUUUAGAUUAUCGUUCAAAAUUCAUGGGAACUUGGUGGCAUUUGCAAAAGGAACUAUUGACAUAGCGUCUUAGAAUUUCCCUCUCGUGUGUAGGGAUUAAUUUUUUGUUGAAAAGUUGAAGAGGCCUUUAGGGUAGUUUUCGUAUUCUCAUCGCAUGUCUAAGUAAAACUUAGCGUUAGAAUCAUGGUUCGGACAACCGCCAAAGCUCAAAAUGCGGCUUUACGUCACUCGAGGAUCAACUUGUUUGGAAGCGCAAAGGACUUGCACAAACUCCAGGCUUUGCAGGGGGAGAAGAACCAGGGCUUUGGAUGUUUGUAUAAUAACAUGAAACAUGGUCAAACAUCGACCAAGGAACUUGGUGAAUUCUUCAAGGAAAGGUCUCUGAUCGAGGAUACCUACCACAAGAGCGUCAGCAAAUUGGCCAAGUCCACCAGUAAUUGUUCGCAGCUCGGAACAUUUGCUCCCUUCUGGACGGUGCUCAAGGCUGCCACUGACAAACUUGCCGCCUCACAUCAGAAACUUGUUCAGAAACUCCAGGAUAUCGUCAAAGAUAUACAGAAAUAUGGCGACGAGCAGCACAAGAAACACAAGACUGUCAAGAUUGAAGUUCAAGGCACAGCUGAUACGGUCACAAAUAUUCAAAGGACAACAGACCUUGUUGCCACGGCCAAGGAACUUUACAACACAAGAUGCAUCGAGUUUGAGAAGUUAAAGAGGGAAGGCAUCACUGGAAAGGAGCUGGAGAAAGCAGAAACCAAGUAUAAGAAAACAUUGGAGGAGUAUAAGAACCUGAUUGACAAGUAUGGCAACCUGAGAGAAGACUUCCAGAAGAAGAUGACAGAUACAUGUCAGAAAUUUGAAGCUUUAGAAGAAGCGCACUUACAGCAGCUCAAAGACUUCAUUAAGCAGUACAACAUCGCCAUCAAGGAUUGCCAUAACAGUGUACAAAAGGUGCAGCGAGAGUUCACAGAGCAAUGUGAAGAGCUAACAGAAGUCAAACUCAUCUCAAUGUUCUCAGAGUCUAAGGGUACCGGCAAGGAACGACCUGUAUUAUUAGAGUUUGAGGAAUGUGAUGUAUCCAACAUACCCAUGCCAGACCCAGAGACAACAAAGAAGAAGAAAAAAGUCAAGAAAGCAAAGAAAAAGAAAGAUAAAGAUGGAGAAUCGCCAGGGAACUCGCCAGAUAUGCAACAGAGUAGCAACUCUUCCGAUCGCUCUGGCAGCAUCGGCAAUGCCUCCCUAGGAUCUUUUAAAGAUUGCGUGUCAGUGAAAGCGACAAACAACUCUAAAACUACCAGCACCACCACUGUUGCCACCACUACCACAACCGCUAACAACACUACAACUACUCCCACCUCCCCCACCACCUCUACAUCAACUCCCACCACACUAGCCCCGCCCACGACCACGCCCACAACCACAUCGCCGGGGCAACCGUCUCAAGCACCCUCCUCCAGCCCCAGUGUGUAUUCUAUGGGAUCGUUUCGGGAUCUAUCGGUGAGCACUCCACAAGUGGAUGAGGAAGGAUUCAGCAUCAAACCUGAGGACAAUCGAGUUGAGCAUCAGCAGCCGCAUCAUCAUCAUUUCUAUUCUGACUCUGACAAGUCCGACUCCGAUUCAGAAAGUGAGGAUCGAACGAGACGGAUACGGGUGGAAAUCAAGCCACGGGAUGCCAACCUCCCCAAGACGACAGCUACGGUAGAUGAAAUCAAGAAGUCACUGGGUGGCCUAACGUUAUCCCCUGCACAGAAGCGGAGAGAAAAAACAAACGGUGAUCUACAAUCCAGAAGACAAACGGCAUUAAACAGAAGCAGAUCUCCAAAUUUCAACCUGUACUGUAAAAAGUACAAUCGGUUGAAUAAUAACCCAUGGUUACCAAGAAGCAACCAAUCCAAUUCUGCUGGGAACCUCUUAGACCUGGACCUGGACUUCUCCAGUCCUCCACGGAACCACACCAGCAAUGCCACAACACCAGACAGCGCCUUGAGUCCUGACCUUUUUAGCAGCAGUUUCGGUGGAGACUCCUUCGCGAGUCCCAGCCCCCAGACCCCGGUCGCCUCCUCGGCGGGCGAAGCUACAGCACGCCCUCACUCGGCAUGCAUUUUCAGAUAUUCUCGUGAAUAUGUACGCCGACCGCGAUCGCAUACGUCAAAUCUGCUUCAGAGUCCCACCACGCUGAGUGACUCUCUGCCACCUGCCCUACCGGCCAAGCAGAGGCACAGUGUAGGAAGCACGUUUGCAGCGGCCGCAGCAGCAGCAGGCUCGCAGAUCCCAAACAUCCCAGCCAGACCCCCGUCAAGACCUCGCAGCAGCGGGAUGCAGUCGCCUACCCACAGCAGUGGUGACAACCCCGGCCUGCCCAGACAAGAUAGCAACUCCUCCCUCUCUGGGCUCUCCCCCUUCAACACCCAUGGGGUCGUAGGGGGCUCCAGGGGGCCUAGCCCCCUCACACUGGGGAUGAAUGAUACUAUACCUAUAGCAGCCGCCUUCACUGAGUCUGUCAAUGCUUACUUCAAAGGCAACGAGCAAUCCAAAUGUAUGGUGAAGAUCACGGGCGACCUGAUGCUGUCCUUCCCAGCAGGCAUCAUUCAAGCGCUGACCUGUAACCCCCAACCUGCCAUGCUUGCCUUCAAAGUCAAGAACACACAUCGUUUAGACGUUCUGCCAAACAAACAACUCAUUUCAGUUGACGCUACCCAGACGACGAGUGAGAGCACUGCUUACAUCUUCAACAUGUCUAACCUUGUAACGUUAUUACGACGCCAAGUAGAAAAGAAUGCUGCAGCAUCGUACUUCAAUGUAGACAUCCUCAAAUACCAAGUGAAAGCGGACUCGGAGGGCAAGUCGACGCCCCUGCACCUCUGUAGCUACUGGAAGUGCGACUCCACCACCACAGACCUGAGAGUGGACUACGCAUACAACGCGGGCUCUAUGGACAAGGCUAAGUCUCUUACCAAUGUAUCGCUGAUAGUACCGGUCGAUGGAGGGGUAACGGUCAUGCAUUCUAAGCCAGCAGCUACGUGGUCAUCUGAAAGCAAGAGAGUUUUAUGGAAGAUAGGAGAGAUCCCUCCGGGUGGGGAACCAGGCUCGUUACGAGCAAAGUUUGAGCUCGCAGAGGGCCCCAGCAAACCAGCCACGUUAGCAGUACAGUUCAGCGGGGAGGGCGCCACACUGUCAGGCGUCGAUAUCGAACUCCUCAACACCUUCUAUAGAUUGUCGUUAGUCAAGAAAAGAUUUGGUACAGGAAAGUAUUUGUCGGAAAGCUAACGGUUGAUGAAGCAGAAAUCGUCAUGCUGGGUACUUUUAUGGAAUCGGAGCUGAGCUGCAAAACUACCUGAUCAUCCAUUAGAUCAUCCUACCAUCAUCCAAGACACACUCGCCAACUCACAGUCAAUACAUCAAUUCACUGGCCAAGCCGCUGCCGAUUUGACGUUAAACCUUUCUGGCUUGCAUAAGCCGUUUCCAUAAAGUCCAUCAUUAUUUCAAAUCCGAUUCAGCCAGGGAUUGCGAGAACAUCAAAUGAUCAAUUUUCAGAAUUGAAUGUAAACUAUCCAAAGUAACGCAAUUCACUUUAAUUGUAAAUUUGAUUGUAGAUCUUAUGUUACAUGGGCUAGAAUAGUUUGGAUACAAAACAGUGAUAUGCAAGCAAACGGUAUGGAUACAGUGCAUGAUGUUGUGACAGGUGUACCUUAAACAAGCUUAACUAGAUGCUAGGAAUACAGCCUAGAGUUCUCAGUGUGUCCAUGAAAUGUAUUUGACAUUGUGAAUACAGCGGUUAGCUGAUGAUUUGCUCGAAAUACAUCUAUUGUAAAGUUCUAUUUGAAGUGAAAUACAUCAAAAUAUGAACUGUAUUAGAAAUAUGAUAGGUACUCUUGAUUUUUUUAAACUGAAUGUGCAAAUAUGUAUCAUACAAGAGUGAUUAAAACAUUAUGUACAGCAUUUAUCUAUGAAUUGAAUGAAGUGUCUCAAAUUGGAUAUUCAUUAAUCCAUCUGUAUGCUAUUAUGUCAUUGACCAAAAUGUCGCAUUGAAGAAUUGUACAAAUUAAUGCAGAUUUCUAGAAUUUACAAAACAUUUAUGCCUUCAGCUGCUAAAAGCAAAGCUUUGUAAUGUACCUGAGAUAAAUUUUGCUAUUUUUAGUUGAAUUCUUAUGCCUCUAGAAUGAUAUUUACAUUGUUACUAUUUUGUGUUCAUUUUUUGAUUUAUGUCACUCUUUCAGAAUGUUUUGAUAUAUCAUAUAUGCACUCUUAAUGUUUACCUGCUUUUGUUUUCAGGUAUCUUUUUAAAAAUUAUUUAUAUAUAUAUAUAUAUAAAGUGUAUAUGGAGAGAGAGAGGGAGAGCAAGAGCAAAUCAAUUGUACCGUAAUCAAAGACAACUUAGGGGAGAUAAGAUCGUUGAAUACCCAGUUGAAUCUUGUAAAUUCUUUAUUUCUAGAUUAUUUAUUGGAAAAGUCGCAGUUGGAUAAAUUUGAUUGGGGGUGGGGACUAGUUAAUAUCUUUGUUCAAACUACUAAUUCUGGUACUGAUUUGUGCAUAGUUUUUGAGGA
Strongylocentrotus purpuratus (purple sea urchin) is the source of this 4929-nucleotide messenger RNA. It is a transcript of the gene fcho2, whose product is annotated as F-BAR domain only protein 2. The transcript is spliced from 28 exons. Lineage: Eukaryota; Metazoa; Echinodermata; Echinoidea; Camarodonta; Strongylocentrotidae. The record is from RefSeq and is a predicted model, not a curated record. Gene Ontology annotation, biological process: clathrin coat assembly; clathrin-dependent endocytosis. Bases 569 to 3652 code for a protein of 1027 amino acids. Gene Ontology annotation, molecular function: protein domain specific binding. Gene Ontology annotation, cellular component: clathrin-coated vesicle; plasma membrane; clathrin-coated pit.